CAAUCCACCACACGACAACCCACGCAUCGACCAAAACAGGCUGCCCUUGGGCCUAAAAUCGUAGCAGGAGACACGAGAACGACCGGAUCGACGACAGAAUGCAGAGCAAGCCAGAACAGGACAGGAACCAGGAGGCGACGGUGUACUUGGGAAACCUCGACGAGCGGUGUACCGACGCAUUGAUAUGGGAGCUGAUGCUGCAAGCCGGCCCAGUGUCCAACGUCUUCCUCCCCAAGGACCGCAUCUCGAUGGCGCACCAGGGCUUCGGGUUCUGCGAGUUCCUCGCGGAAGACGACGCAGAGUACGCCGUCAAGAUCAUGAACCAGAUCAAGCUGUUCGGCAAGCCGAUCCGCGUCAACAAGGCGAGCUACGACAAGAAGCAGCUCGAUGUCGGCGCGAACCUGUUCAUCGGCAACAUUGAUGCUGGGGUGGACGAGAAUGCGCUGUAUGAUACGUUUAGCACAUUCGGCGCGAUCGCCGAGCACCCGAAGAUCGCGCGCGACGCGUCCACUGGCGAAUCAAAGGGCUACGGCUUCGUCUCGUUCCUCGAGUUCGAGGCCGCCGACAUGGCCGUCGAGAACAUGAACGGCCAGUUCCUCGGCGGAAAACAGGUGUCGGUGCAGUACGCGUUCAAGAAGGACGGCAAGGGCGAGCGGCACGGCACGCAGGCCGAGCGUCUGCUCGCGGCACAGGCAAAGAAGCAGAGCUUUGGCGGCUUCAGCCAGCCGGCGUACGUCCCGCCUGUAGCUGCCGCGCCGGUCGCCGCUGCGCCGCCUCCUCUGCCGGCAGGCUUCGCGGCUGCCAACGUUAUCGGCGCGCCGCCCGCCCCUGGAGGGUACGCUGGAUACCCCCCACAGCAGCAGCAGUACGGCGCCUACCCCCAGCAGCAGCAGUACGGACAGAACGGGUACGCGCCUCCCCCACCACCACAACAGUACGCUGCGGCCGGCGCGCCGCCCCCGCCGCCACCCAUGCGCAUGGGCUUCAACUAGUAGAGUGAUG
Messenger RNA from Vanrija pseudolonga, 1002 nucleotides. RefSeq names its product Splicing factor 3B subunit 4 (gene SF3B4). Gene Ontology annotation, molecular function: RNA binding. The coding region runs from base 99 to 992 and encodes 297 amino acids. Gene Ontology annotation, biological process: positive regulation of mRNA splicing, via spliceosome. The transcript is spliced from 5 exons. Gene Ontology annotation, cellular component: nucleolus; U2 snRNP; U12-type spliceosomal complex. Lineage: Eukaryota; Fungi; Basidiomycota; Tremellomycetes; Trichosporonales; Trichosporonaceae. The record is from RefSeq and is a predicted model, not a curated record.